This is a messenger RNA of Zasmidium cellare ATCC 36951, 1710 nucleotides long. Its product is annotated as glycosyltransferase family 4 protein. The record is from RefSeq and is a predicted model, not a curated record. Lineage: Eukaryota; Fungi; Ascomycota; Dothideomycetes; Mycosphaerellales; Mycosphaerellaceae. The coding region runs from base 1 to 1710 and encodes 569 amino acids. Gene Ontology annotation, molecular function: GDP-Man:Man(3)GlcNAc(2)-PP-Dol alpha-1,2-mannosyltransferase activity. Gene Ontology annotation, biological process: protein N-linked glycosylation. Gene Ontology annotation, cellular component: endoplasmic reticulum membrane. The transcript is spliced from 2 exons.
AUGGCACUACUCCUCUCCCUCCUCUUGGCCGCGUGCAUCGGUCUGGCCCUGACAGCUGGCUUACUGCCUUAUGCUUUUAGACUGCUGGGCAGACUGAUUGGCAAAUCGAUCCGUAGCAAGACACAGCACCGGAGAGAGAUCCUGGUACAGCGUGCAUUGAAGGAAGAGGCAGAGCAGAAGGACAAGCAGAGUGAACAGGACAGCAAGAAGAAGGCGUCGUCAUCCACAAGCCUCGACUCGGACUGGGAAAAGGUCAACGAUGGUGGUGACAAGACUCCGACGGGCAACCACACAUCUUCCCCCAUAAGCGCAUCCGACGACUCCUACGACGGAAUCAUCACCUUCUUCCACCCUUUCUGCAAUGCUGGUGGAGGAGGUGAACGUGUCCUCUUCGCGGCCAUUCUCGCAACCCAACAACGAUAUCCGAACGCCCUCUGUGUCGUAUACACGGGCGAUCAUGAUGCUAGUCGAGAACAGAUCCUCACCAACGUCCGCAACCGCUUCAACAUCCACCUGAUUCCCGCCCGUAUCGUCUUCCUCUACCUGACCACCCGCGACCUUGUUCUAGCCAGUAGAUGGCCACACUUCACAUUGCUGGGACAGAGCUUGGGAAGUUUGGUUCUGGGAUGGGACGCUAUGAACUUGCUUGCACCAGACAUCUUCGUCGACACCAUGGGCUACGCGUUUGUACUGGCUCUGGUCAAAUGGCUCUUCCCAGAUGUCCCCACAGGAGCAUACGUGCACUACCCUACCAUCAGCACCGACAUGCUGGAAUCACUACAUAAAGAGGAAGGAAGUGGUGUGAACGCAGGACAGGGCAAAGGAGCUCGAGGAAAAGCGAAGCAGUUCUACUGGGAACUCUUCGCCAAACUCUACUCCUGGGUCGGCGGCACAAUCGACGUGGUCAUGACCAACAGCAGCUGGACGCAAAACCACGUCUCCCAACUCUGGACCCGCCCCCGCACGCAACGAAAGAAACCUCACCCCAUCGGCGUCGUCUACCCACCCUGCGCCGUCGCCGAACUCCAAGACAAAAUCCCCUCCUCCGGGGACCCCCAACGAACCCGCAACAUCCUUUACAUCGCCCAAUUCCGCCCGGAGAAAAUGCACCAAACCAUCAUCGAAGCCUUCCACGCCUUCCUCAAAACCCACCACAAAGAUACCCCGACCGAAUCCCGCCCCCGCUUGAUCCUCGUAGGAAGCGUACGAGACGACCACGACGAGAAGAGAGUGUACAAACUCCGUCUCCAAGCGCAGGAAAUCAAAGACAGCGUCGACUUCGUCGUCAACGCCAAAUGGCCGCAGAUCCUCGAAUUCCUCAAGACGAGUUCUGUAGGUGUCAACGGCAUGUGGAAUGAACACUUCGGCAUUGGGGUCGUCGAAUACCAAGCUGCCGGCCUCAUCUCAGUGGUCAACGACUCCGGAGGUCCAAAAGUCGAUAUCGUCGUUCCCAUAGACGGGGAACCCACCGGCUUCCACGCCACAACCCCCACCCAAUUCGCCUCUGCCUUCGCACAAGCCCUCUCCCUCAGCCCCUCCGAAGCCCUAGCCAUGCGCCAGCGCGCGAGGAAGAGCAGUUGGCGAUUCUCCGAGAAGGUGUUUAGUGAUGCAUGGCUGGGGCAUUUAGGGAAUUUGGUCGCGUUGGCGACACAUUCGCAAAAGGGACAGGUGGAGAGGGAGAGGGGGAGGGAGAGGGAUAAGGUCAAGUAG